Molecule: messenger RNA, 1368 nt
Organism: Fusarium falciforme
Lineage: Eukaryota; Fungi; Ascomycota; Sordariomycetes; Hypocreales; Nectriaceae
Exons: 6
Coding region: 1-1368 (455 amino acids)
Biological process (GO): transmembrane transport
Molecular function (GO): transmembrane transporter activity
Source: RefSeq, a predicted model, not a curated record
AUGGCGAGUGAACCCAAGUCAGGGGGAUUGACUGGUGCCCAACCAUCAGUGACGCCUCUGCCUCCUGUCGGUGCCAUUGACGAUGAUGUGGCUGAGAUCCCUUGUUGGAGAAAAUGGGUCAUCCUCUUUGUUGUCUGUUGGAUGCCCCUUCCAAUGACAUUUUGGAGUACUGCAAUCAUGCCUGCUACACCCGAGGUUGCUUCAGACUUGGACAUUGGAGUGACCACCAUCAACACGGUCAAUGCUGGCGUUUUCGUCGCCCAGGCCUUGUCUGGCCUGAUAUGGCUUCCAAUUAGCACAAUAAUUGGUAGAAGGUCAACAUAUCUUGUUGCCAACCUUGUCCUGUGCCUAUGCUCUAUUGGAUGUGCCGUGGCUCCCAACAUUGCAGGGUUCGGUUCUCUCUGGAUUCUUGGCGGCACAACAGGGCCAUUCUUCCUUGUUGCCGGACAGACGAUUUUGGCAGACAUUUUUGAACCGGCAACUGUGGGCUUCUUUCUUGGCAGCUGCGUCAGUGCAAACACCAUCGCCCCACUGAUUGGUAGUAUCAUUGCCACCUUUACCAGCUGGAGAGUGAUCUAUGGGGUUGAAGCCGGCAUGUCUUGCUUCGGCCUGAUCCUCACAUUCUUUUUUAUUCCUCGAGCGAGUGAGGUCGGGAACCCCAAGACCGCCGAGGCUAUCCGCCCAAAGACACGAGGGGACAUGAUCCGGACGUUCAACCCUAUGAUUGUGUUUCGGCAGUUCAAAUACCCGAAGGUUCUAUUGGCUAACAUUGCUUGUGGCCUGUUGGCGUUCAAUCAGUACGGUCUGUUAAGUUCGGUCCGUCGUGUCGUCAAUCCUCGUUUCAACCUGAAUUCUCCUCUCGAAAGCGGUCUCUUCUACCUCGCUCCUGGCGCCGGCUUCUUGGUUGGCAGUACACUUGGUGGGAAGGUGUCAGACAUCACUGUCAGGAGAUACAUCCGAAAAAGGAACGGGCAGCGACUACCAGAGGACAGACUCAACGCCAGUCUACCUUUCAUUCUUUUUGUACUGCCUCUAGGUACACUAUUGUAUGGCUGGAGUGUACAGAAACGCAUCGGAAGCAUGGCGUUGCCGAUUGUGGGUUCCUUCAUUCAGGGAACAGGCCUCAUGGCGUCGUUCAGCGGGCUGAACACAUACGCUGCUGAAGUCCGACCAGUAUACAGAACGGCUGUCAUCACGGGUAAGUAUGUUGUUCAGUACAGCUUUGCUGCGGGAAGUGUUGGCGGCGUGGUGCCCUUGAUCAACGGUCUUGGUGUUGGAUGGGCUUUCACCAUCACUACUUUCGCAACCAUCAUCAGUGGCACGCUUGUUGUGCUAAUUUCCAGGUUCAGCAGAACAUGGAAGCAAUAA